Molecule: messenger RNA, 351 nt
Organism: Lactuca virosa
Lineage: Eukaryota; Viridiplantae; Streptophyta; Magnoliopsida; Asterales; Asteraceae
Source: the annotation of a GenBank genome assembly
AUGGAGAGCGUUCAUAAAUCUUUUCUUCUAAUUGUAGCAAUCUUUUUAAUUGUGUUCCAGAGUACAACAACUACAACACAAGGUACAAGAGAACUUCUGGAAAAGAAAGAAGUCCACGAUGAGCACAUCAGGGUAGCCGUUAAAGACCAAAAAGGGGGAGUUGUGACAGAAGGACAUGAAGACGGAAAAUAUGGUGGAGGAUAUGGGCAUGGUUAUGGUAGUGGUUCAGGAGGAGGUGGUGGUGGUGGUGGAGGUUCAGGUUCUAAAGGACAAGGAGAUGGCAGACAUGGAAAAGGCGAGGUGGAGGGGACUCUAUACCCUGUAUAUCUAUAUUUCAAUAAAAGGAAAUAA